Molecule: messenger RNA, 1057 nt
Organism: Phaeodactylum tricornutum CCAP 1055/1
Lineage: Eukaryota; Bacillariophyta; Bacillariophyceae; Surirellales; Neidiaceae
Exons: 1
Coding region: 86-1057 (323 amino acids)
Source: RefSeq, a predicted model, not a curated record
UUUUAUUGAUUAGCAUAUUCAAACUAUCCCCUUUCUCUGUAUAAACUCACAGACCAACAGCGUACUUUCGUCGCAGAGGAGAAACAUGGCGCACUUGUUAACGAACCCUCCCAACGUGAACAAGGAUACAUUCGCUCUCGAGCCCUCGGAUCAUUCGUUGGGAAGCUCGGUCAGCGAUCGCUCCUACAACGAGUGGAGGUACGGGGAAGAGGCGAGCUUGUAUUCCAUUGCGGAAGAUUCACGGGAAGACGGCCCGUCAGAAUUGGUGUCGGAUGCAACACGAUCACGGACAAAGCGAACCACUAUCGCCCAGCCUUCAUCGGCAGCAGAAAUUCAUGUGAUAGACGAGGCGUCGCCCGUUACACCCGACGACAAGGGCGAAAAUAUGUUCAAGAUGCCUAAGAUUCACUCGGAUAGGCUGCCGAAUAGUAAAGAGGGAAAAGAUAAUGACGAAUAUGGUCGCUGUCCGAAUUUGCGUCGUUUCAGGGUUUCCAUUGCUGCUUUGUGCAUUGUCCUAUUUGCGGUGGUUCUUGCGAUUUCGCUGACUGUCCCGAAUGACGACGCAUCACCAAGUCAAGUUAAAAGCAAUCUGCAAGACGCUGACGCUCAGGGGCCUCCUACAGCCUCACCUGUGACCGUACCCGUCGCGUCGCCAACUACGGUGCCUCCAUCCAGGGAUUGGGAAAGCGUCAUUACCUCUGAAGCUCGCACCAGAGUUCUAGCUGCAGUGUCAGCAUGCACCGAUGAAUCGCUCCUGUUAGAUCCUUCGACGGUACAAGGUGCGGCGCUCGCUCAACUAACCGACGAAGUAUCGGGGGAUGCGAAUGUGGACGACAACAGCACUGGCAUUGAUUUCUCACCAAAUCACAGCGAAGAAAAAUUGUUGGAAAAAUUCGUUUUGUUUGUGUUCUUUAUGUUGACCGACGGUGAGAGUUGGUUUAUGCAAGAAGGCUGGGGGACCGAAAGCGAUGUCUGCAUGUGGACAGGUAUUCUGUGCGGGGACAGUCAAGAAGGGGCUUGCGAGAUUUCCGGAAUAUCGAUGAGUAAGUACGAGUGA